Molecule: messenger RNA, 2263 nt
Organism: Acromyrmex echinatior (Panamanian leafcutter ant)
Lineage: Eukaryota; Metazoa; Arthropoda; Insecta; Hymenoptera; Formicidae
Product: nose resistant to fluoxetine protein 6
Molecular function (GO): acyltransferase activity, transferring groups other than amino-acyl groups
Source: RefSeq, a predicted model, not a curated record
AUGUCACGUUUAUUUCAGAACAAUAUUAUUCAUUUAUUACCCGCCUACGCCAUCGCCUCGAGAGCUAGUCUUCUCGAUUCGGCAACAUGUGCAACGGAAUUACGAGAUUUCCUAGACGCUGUCGAUCAACGGAUACUGUGGGGUUUAAGAACAUUGGAUUCUAAUGGCGAACUCAAAUCAGGUUUCCUUUAUGGAAAUGAUUUUUGGCUAGGCAGUCGUAGUCAAUGCCUCGAUGUAAUGAACAAGGCUCCUUUCGAGUUGGCAAAACGAUACAUACUUGUAUUAAAUAACACGCGAUACCGCGAUCCGCAGGAUGAGUUUCCACCUUUCCAAUUGAAUUACUUCGUUGCUUAUAUCAGACACAACAGUACUCUUCAGUAUCACAUCAAUAUGUUAACUGAAGAUCUGAUUACGCUCGGUCUCUGUUUGCCCGCAUCUUGUUCCACGAACAAUAUAAGUUUCAUUCUAAAAAGAAUAUUUCGAGAUAGAGUUCUUUUAAUUAAUGAUCUCUAUUCCGUGGACCUCAAUCUGAUCCAGGUAAAAAACUUAAAGGAUGAUCACCAAUGGCUGUUAAGUGGUGCGAUACCUUUUAUAUGGUAUGGCAUAUGUAGAAAAUGGAUCGAAGAAAUGACAAUGACAGAUUUGUCGUCUUCACGUGAAAAAAGUAGAAUCGGGAACGUAUUAAUGUGUUUUUCCGUUUAUACAAAUACGAAAAUAAUAUUUAACACAAAAUUGGACACCGAAGAAAUAGCCGUUGUUCACGGUAUAAAAUUUCCGUCCAUGGUUUGGAUAAUCAUAUUCCAUAGCAUAUUUUACACGUUGGAAUAUUGCGACAAUAAAAUAUGGACAUUCAGAGUAAUCGAAGAUAUCCCCUUUCAAAUGAUAAGCAACGCAUUCGUAUCAGUUGAUACUUAUUUCUUUUUAAGUGGAUUUUUAUUGGCUUACACGUAUUUAAAGAAUAAAAUAGAUAAGGAACAAAUUAAUCCAAUUAAUUACAAAGAGAAACUAAACGAAUUCUUUGUCAGAAUAAUGAAGAGAUAUAUCCGAUUGACACCGGCUUAUAUAAUGAUGAUAGGAUUAGCGCAAUUGAGCUCAGCUUGGUACGACAAGAAUUCGCAAUUCUACGUUGAGGAGAGACCACACGAAACUUGCGCAAAAUACUGGUGGAGAAAUGUCUUGUACAUACAUAAUCUGUUUGGUUAUAAAACGAUGUGCUUGUCCUGGAGUUGGUAUCUAUCCAACGAUAUGCAAUUCUAUAUAAUCGGUCUAGCACUUUUAAUUCUGUCAACUGUAUAUUUUUACGUGGCUGUUGUCAUACUAAGUACAAUUUUGAUAGCCUCAGUUAUCUUAAGCGGUUACAUCUCAUACAUUUAUGAAUAUGUUCCGACUUUGGACGAACUGUACAGACUUCUAGAUGUCUUAUACUACCCACCAUGGAUUCGAAUUGGUCCAUAUAUUAUUGGAAUGAUUACAGGUUACGUUACAAGAAGAUUUAACAAAAAAAUAGCUUUGAAAAGGAAUAUUGUAAUUUUAUGUUGGACUCUUGGUGCUGCUUGCAAUAUUUUGGUGUUAUUUGGCCUUUACAAAAAACAAAUAUCCGUUCUGUCUGCUGCUAUCUAUGUUGCAUUAAAUAGAACAGUUUGGGCCAUAGGCAUAGCAUGGAUUGUAAUAAUGUGUUUUACUGAGCAUGGAGACAUUGUUAAGAAGCUCUUAUCAUGCAAAAUCUGGAUUCCUCUUAGCAGACUUACAUACUGCGCUUAUCUUUUAAAUCCUUUUAUCAUACAUUCGAUUCGUUCGCAUAGUGAAACAUCUGCUCAUUUUGAAUUGCUAUCCAUAGAUGCUUCCGGCAGAGGUACUGUUAAUGCAGAAUGAGAUUAGAUCGCAAGAGAGUCCGGCGGGGAAUGAGACAAAAUCCUCCAAGCUAUAACAGAUGCACCCUGGCUUGUUUCUAAUGAAAUCUUCCACACGGAUUUUGGUAUACUUACUGUCGAGGAAAAAAUUAAAAAUUCAGCUGCAUAACAUAAAGUUAGACUACAGGAUCAUCUUAAUCAUCUAGCAACUCUAAUUAAUAAUCCGGAUUACGAAGGCUUAAGCGCACAAUCCCACAAGACUUAGAGUAACUCCCGUACACUUAAUGGGAGAGUUACUAAGAACUCUUACCCUUCAGGGUCUUUAUUUCAAAUUUUACAUAAAAAUUACUGAAUGUUUCUAGUUGUGACAGAUUGUAAUGAAUAAUGGAAUUAAAAAAUAAUUUAUGUAUCAA